Messenger RNA from Gasterosteus aculeatus aculeatus (three-spined stickleback), 3324 nucleotides. It is a transcript of the gene mertka, whose product is annotated as c-mer proto-oncogene tyrosine kinase a. Lineage: Eukaryota; Metazoa; Chordata; Actinopteri; Perciformes; Gasterosteidae. Gene Ontology annotation, biological process: multicellular organism development; nervous system development; protein phosphorylation. The record is from RefSeq and is a predicted model, not a curated record. Gene Ontology annotation, cellular component: plasma membrane; signaling receptor complex. Gene Ontology annotation, molecular function: protein binding; transmembrane receptor protein tyrosine kinase activity; ATP binding.
GGUGCGUCCAGUCCCGCCCUCGUGGGAUCCCUCCUGUGACGUGGGGAAAAGUUCACUUUUCCUUCCCCAGCUGGACGUGACCUCGGGUGAACACCGAGCCGCGGCGGAGGCAGAUGUCGGAGAUCGUCCCCGCAGUGAAACACGCGCUGACCGGGGACAGAAAGACAGCAGCGGCGAGCCGCUCGGACCGCGCCAUGGCGAGGAGGUCAAAUCCACGCUGCUUCGCCGUGUUCCUCUCUGCGGCGAUCACGGCCAUCGUGGCCGCCGGGAGUCCGGUCGGCGCUCAGCAUUUCACGGGGCGGCUGCAGCGUCUUACCAGGACUUCUGAUCCUGUGGUGAUACCGGUUCGCAUUUCAAGGGUUUAUCUGAGCCAGGACCAGCUCAGGCGGCUGCAUUUUAAGCCCACCAUUGGCUCUAUCCAGCUGUCUGAGGGCCAUGAGGCUAAAUUCAACUGCUCCAUCGACAUCCCAGAUGCCAGGCUGGAGCCCACCAUCCUCUGGGUUAAGAACGGCGCCGACCUGGCGGGGAACACACAGGUGGUCAUCAAUGAGCUUCAGACCGUCACGAACGGGGUCAUAACGCUCCUGUCCACUGUCGGCAUCAACCACGUGCAGCGAGGGGAUGCCGGCAACUACAGCUGCAGACUGACCAUCAGCACCACGACGGUGGAGUCUCAGCCCGUCACAAUCGAGGUGGAAGGUCUGCCGACAUUUAUCCAUCAGCCGGAGCACAGGAAUGUAACGAGAAACGCGCCUUUCACAUUGUCGUGCGAUGCGGUCGGACCUCCGGACCCCGUUCGAAUCCGCUGGCUCCGCGAUGGGUUGCAUUAUCGAGACUGUCAGAACUCCAGCAGCAGCUGCUCUGUGUCAGGUGUGGACAAGUACACUCAGUUCAGUUGUGAAGCUCACAACUCGAAGGGUGUCACCACUUCCAGAGAAGCAAAUAUCAACAUCAAAGUGCUUCCCGGGCCGGUAUCUGAUGUUGCCGUGACGGAGAGGCAACCCAAUAAGUUACUGUUGAGCUGGAGCCCCGGACAUGAUGGUUUCUCUCCACUAACCAAGUGCCACAUCAGGGUGAAGGAGGUGAGCCGGAGGAAAGGGGAAGUGACGACCACCAGGUUCGUUAAUGCCACAGUGCCGCCAUUUCAGUGUGAAGUCCCCGGGCUGCAGGCGAUGACGUGGUACAACGUGAGCGUUUCGUGCAGCAAUGAGGUGGGAGCUUCUCCGGUCACCACGUGGAUCCAGAGCAACACCACAGAGGGAGUUCCAUCAGUUUAUCCCCGAAACGUCACUGCACAGCUGAAUGAGUCUUGGCUGGUGAUCAGGUGGAAACCUCCUCCAGAUGAUAAGAUAAAUGGCAUCCUGAGUGGCUACGAUGUUAUUGUCAGACAUGGCGAAAAGGAGAACAAGAUCCACAGUUACAACACCGUGGCCUUUGUAGAUGUGCAGGAAUUCAACACGACCUACAGUGUGGAGGUGGCUGCGUGCACGCAGGCUGGGAGCGGCAUGGUCAGCCCACGAGUCUGGCUGUUUGUGCCAGCGGACAAAUCGGUGGUGCCCCCAUCGUCCAGCCCUGGCACCAGGGCUCCAGACUCCUCCACUGUUGUGGUGGUCGUGGUGGUUAGCAUCGCUGUCCUGCUGAUUAUCAUCCCUGGAGCCAUCUAUUUCCGCAACAGGACUUCUACAUCUUGGUUUGGGCGGUUGUUCGAAGGUGAAAAGCAGCAGCCUUUCGUGCAGUACAACACCCAGAGGUCCUACAACCGAUCAGCCAUAGGAGUCACAUUUGUGAACCUCGGUGUUAGUGAGGAACUCCAGGCCAAGCUUCAGGACGUGAUGGUCGCGAGGAAUUUGCUCACCAUAGGGAAGAUUCUUGGAGAGGGUGAAUUUGGCUCUGUGAUGGAGGGACAUUUGAGACGACCAGAUGGAACAUCGGAGAGAGUUGCUGUAAAGACAAUGAAACUGGACAGCUUCUCUCAAAGGGAGAUUGACGAAUUCCUGAAUGAGGCGGCCUGCAUGAAGGAUUUUGAUCAUCUUAAUGUCAUCAAAUUGCUCGGUGUGUGCAUGGAAGAAGGCGCAGGACAUUUUCCCAAGCCGAUGGUCAUCCUGCCGUACAUGUCGCACGGCGAUCUUCACAGCUUCUUGCUGCGCUCACGCCUGGGAGAAAGUCCAGCCUUCUUGCCCACUCAGACACUUCUGAAGUUCAUGGUCGACAUCGCUUUGGGUAUGGAGUAUCUCAGUGGUCGGAACUUUCUGCACCGUGACCUGGCGGCUCGCAACUGCAUGCUGCGGGACGACCUGACUGUGUGUGUAGCAGACUUUGGUCUAUCGAAGAAGAUCUACAGUGGAGAUUAUUACAGGCAGGGGAGAAUAGCCAAAAUGCCUGUAAAAUGGAUUGCAGUCGAGAGUCUGGCAGACAGAGUUUUUACCAUAAAGAGUGAUGUGUGGGCAUUUGGCGUUACCAUGUGGGAGAUUGCUACACGAGGCAUGACGCCGUACCCCGGCAUCCAGAACCAUGAAAUUUACGACUACCUUUAUGAAGGAAACCGACUGAAGCAGCCAGGAGACUGUUUGGAUGAGCUGUACGAGCUCAUGUACAGCUGCUGGAGGACCGAUCCGCUCGACCGUCCCUCCUUUCCCCAGCUGCGAGAAAUGUUGGAAAAGCUCACAGAAAAGCUGCCGGAGUCUUUCAGCAAGGACGACAUCAUCUAUAUCAACACCAGCUUUCCUGAAGAGGACGCAAACGGAGCGACAUCUGCACAGCAUCCUAGAUUUAGCUUGUCGCCUUCCUGCAGCCAUCAGGCAGCAGAGAAUUCCGUGGUCAUUGCGGACAUUCACGGGAACCUGGAGGAUGAGGACGAUGAGGACGAUGACCGUUAUGUGGUGGUGACGUCCUCUGAUGCUUCCGUGAGGUCUGCUACAGUGAACACUCCUCUUCUGUCGAGUGAUGCUUUUAGUCAAGCAAAUGAGGCGACGGAUUCGACGGCUGUGGAUCACAGCUCAAGGAACGAUUCUUUCCUGCUCUGACGAUUGGUACCUGUAAUAAAACUAUCACCCUGGUUUGCAGUACAUUGCACUGCAAGCACCUCGACAUGUCCUGAUGAUAAACACUUUGUGCCACACAUGGGCAGCUUACAUCUCAGUGUUACGAGUGAUGUCUGCGUGUCAACAUCCAACAUGUUUGUGCACGUUCCAUAAGCUCAAGAUGUACUCAACUGUGAAAUUGUUUACUGUAUUGGAUUUUUUGUGUUCCAAUGUAAAUAUAGAAAUAUGCAGAUUUGUAAAGUGAUCUUAUAUACUGUAGAGAAAUACAUGAUUUUCCUCAAGA